AUUUUCGCUUGAAAGUUCUUCCCUGAAACUGCUUAGUAAUAGCUCCCUGUCAGUGUUUCUAACUCAGUAAUAUUUAAGGUUUGCUUGUAGGGUCUCAAAGCUGCAGUAGAGCCAUUAAGACAAGAUAUGGAACAUUCAACUAAUUUCAGACAAACCCUUCAUUUGCUUUUGCUUUGUUAUUUUCUGUUCGGUCGUAAUGAUCUUGCUCUUGCUGAUCCUCCCUAUUCGGUUUGUUCAAACAAUACCAAUAAUAAUUCAUUGAAUACUUCAUUUCAAACUAGUCUGCAAAAUCUCCUCGGUUCACUGGCCUCAAACGCUUCAGUCUCCAGAUACUACAAUAUCUCUUAUGGAAAUGAAACCGAUAAAGUUUACGGCCAGUUCAUGUGCCUCGACUAUGUUUCAUACGACGAUUGCCAUGGCUGCAUCUUAGGGGCAACACAGGCUAUAAUGAAUCUUUGUCCCAACAAAACAGAAGCAGUCGUUUGGGAGGAAGUUUGUCAAUUGCGUUACUCAAAUGUUAGCUUCCUCGGUCAAUUGAAUGUCAAAGACAACAUCGGCAAAGAUAACGUAAUUAAUAUCUCAGAACCAGUAAAAUUUCAAGCUCUUGUGGAGAACAAGCUGCGAAAUCUUACCAAACAGGCAGCCUUUAACUCUUCGGCAAAUAAGUAUGCUACUGGUGAUGAACCGUAUACGAUAGAUGACACUUUGUAUGCUCUGGUGCAGUGUACCUUAGACUUAUCCCCUGAUGAAUGUAACAAAUGCCUUGAAGCUGCCAUAAAAGAUGUUGCAUCCCAGUGCUAUGGUUCUCGUGGAGCAAGGUUACUUAGUCGCAGUUGCUAUCUUAGGUAUGAGUUAUAUGCCUUUUAUGAAGGUGCCAAUGAAACCUCUGCUUCCCCGAAAACUCAACCCACAACAAGAAGUGGUGGAAGUGGAAGGAAAAUAUGGGUGAUUAUAGUUCUUACAAUUGGAUCAGCAUUUUUGGUGGUAGUGCUAAUGGCUUCCUUUGUAUACUCUGGUGCAAUGAAGAAAGGAACUCGAAAAGGGAAGGACGAAAUCCUGAGAAAUCAUGUUCAACUACACAAUAGUGGGGACUCUGAGAACCCAGAUUUCCAGGAUUUUGAAGGCUUAGAUGAGUUAAAAGCAAAUGAUUCUUAUAUUGAUUUGGUAACCAUACACUCAGCUACUAAUAACUUCUCUGAUUCAAACAUGCUGGGACAAGGUGGUUUUGGACCUGUUUACAAGGGGGUACUUCCUGAUGGAAAGCAAGUGGCUGUCAAACGGCUUUCAAGGUUCUCUGAGCAAGGUGCCUUGGAGUUCACAAAUGAAGUCCUACUGAUAUUGAAACUUCAACAUAAAAACCUUGUCAGGCUUCUGGGUUUCUGUGUGGAUCAGCAAGAACAGUUGCUUGUUUAUGAAUUUAUGCCCAACAGCAGCCUUGAUGUUGUCCUCUUUGAUCCAAAGAAACGUGCACAACUCAAUUGGAGCAAACGUUUAAACAUUAUUAAUGGAAUUGCAAGGGGAAUUCUUUAUCUACACGAGGAUUCACGACUUAGGAUCAUACAUAGGGACCUGAAGGCUAGUAACGUGUUGCUAGAUUUUGACAUGAACCCGAAAAUCUCAGAUUUUGGAAUGGCAAGAAUCUUUGCUGGAGCGGACGGUGAAGCUAAUACGGCACGUAUAGUCGGAACAUAUGGAUAUAUGGCUCCGGAGUAUGCCAUGGAGGGAUUGUAUUCGAUCAAGUCCGAUGUUUUCAGCUUUGGAGUACUUUUGCUUGAGAUAAUUACAGGCAGAAGGAAUGCAGGGUUCAAUCAAACGAAACAUGCCCAAACCCUUGUUGCAUAUGCAUGGCAUCUAUGGAAUGAAGGGAAUGCUCUGGAAUUGAUGGAUGCAUUACUAACUGAUGGAUUGAUGGACGAAUUUUUAAGAUUCAUUCAUAUCGGACUGUUGUGUGUCCAAGAAGAUGCAUUUGACAGGCCUACCAUGUCAUCUGUUGUGGUAAUGUUAAAAGGUGAAACUGUGACACUAAGCCAACCACAACAACCUGCCUUCUCCAUGGGAAGAUUUACUGAGCACCAUCAAACAUUCACUAGAAGUUGCUCCACCAAUGGUUUAUCAAUUUCAAGUGUUGCACCUAGAUGAUUGACCCCGAAACUCCAGUGAUGCCAGAGAUUCAAUCUUUUCUUUACCUGAAGGUUUCUACAUGUGAUGAUAACUUCAUUUCACAUAAAUUUAGUACAUACUAGUGUUAUCUUCUUUAAGAUAUUUUGUAUGUCAUAAUAAGUUUGUGACCUUGAA
Gossypium raimondii (Peruvian cotton) is the source of this 2295-nucleotide messenger RNA. Its product is annotated as cysteine-rich receptor-like protein kinase 10. Bases 127 to 2139 code for a protein of 670 amino acids. Lineage: Eukaryota; Viridiplantae; Streptophyta; Magnoliopsida; Malvales; Malvaceae. Gene Ontology annotation, molecular function: protein kinase activity; ATP binding. The transcript is spliced from 6 exons. The record is from RefSeq and is a predicted model, not a curated record. Gene Ontology annotation, biological process: protein phosphorylation.